Molecule: messenger RNA, 2795 nt
Organism: Osmerus eperlanus (European smelt)
Lineage: Eukaryota; Metazoa; Chordata; Actinopteri; Osmeriformes; Osmeridae
Gene: il23r
Product: interleukin 23 receptor
Exons: 15
Coding region: 408-2795 (795 amino acids)
Molecular function (GO): protein binding
Source: RefSeq, a predicted model, not a curated record
UGGGGUCAGAUGGCUGAGCGGUUAGUGAGUCGGGCUAUUAAUCAGAAGUUUGCCGGUUCGAUUCCCGGCUGUGAAAAAUGACGUUGUGUCCUUGGGCAAGGCACUUCACCCUACUUUCCUCGGGGAGAAUGUCCCUGUACUUGCUGUAAGUCGCUCUGGAUAAGAGCGUCUGCUAAAUGACUAAAUGUAAAUGUCUCAAAAGACAGCUUACAGGAGGCUCAGACCAGAGUGCCGUUGAUCCUCUGUAAUCAGACAUCCAGAAGAAGCAAGCAUACAGAAAUGUUCAAUUCUAGUCAACAUGCAGAAGUUGUGGUCAGUGAAGGCUGAUCCUGACCUCCCUGUUGAAGAGACAGAAAGGUUGUCUUCGGCAGGUGAAACACUUCCCGCCGUAAGACAAGACAGGUGAGAUGAGUUCCCAGAGAGAACCCUGGUCUGUCACCUGGCUCCUGCACUUCUCUGCCUGCUGUUCUCUCCUGGUGUCUUCUGAGAUGUUGCCCCUGAUUACCUGUCCGGGCUCGUUAACGGUUCUCCCGGAAGCCAAGUUCCUCGCGGGCUCCAACCUCACGGUCUACUGCCACUACGCACACGCCAGCUGCCACCACGAUAAGUUCAUCCUGGAGCUGGAUGGAGUGGCCCAACAGGAGGAGUUGACGGAGAACUGCAGCAGCGCGUUGUUCCAUCUGACCGAGGUCUACGGCUCCUCCCUGGUCUGCAGGCUGCAGAAGAGAAAGCAUAUGUUUCAGACCAUCUGCGGCAUGGACCUGUACCCUCAAUACCCAGACGCCCCAGGCAUCGUGAGCGUCCUGUUUGCCAACGACUCCACAUCAGCAGAGGUGCUCUGGACGUCCCCCCGCACUUCUCCGCUACAGGCCGCACACCUCAGAUUCAGGAAACGCAAUGGCUCCUGGGUGGAGAGACAGGCGACCGAUCUCAGUAAACACAGCUUCAUGAUACAGGGUUUGGAGCAACAGACCGAGUAUGAAAUGCAGGUGAAAGUGUGUAGCUCCAUACCUGUGACCACCUCCACCUCCACCUCCAGGCCUGUGUGCAGCAGCUGGAGCUCAUCGUUCAGCCAGACGAGCCCUGUAGCAGGGCCCAGCCAGAAACCAGACGCGUGGAGAGUGGUGCUGCCCCUGGAGAAGGACGGCACUCGGACCGUGAUAGUGAUGUGGAAGCACCCAGGACAGCGAGGCGGCCCGGUGUGGCACGAGCUGGCGUACCUGGAGCACGGAGACACACAGAGGGUUCACUGUGCUGCCAGGACCACCCAGCACUCUCUCCUCCUCUCACCUGAGGUGACGGCUCUGGAAGUCACCGCCCUCACCUCCCACGGCAGGUCCCCAACUGCCACCAUCUACCUGAACCGCACAGUUCUGCCUGCUCAGGCGCUGACACACCUGGCUGGUGCAAACGGCUCUGUGGUCCUGUCCUGGACCGAGGCUGGGGCCAGGGCCGAGGCUGGGGUUGUUCUGCUGGGCUAUGUGGUGGAGUGGAGGUCUGGGUCAGGAGUCCCGGGCUGGCAGAGAGUCUCCAGGGAGCAGAGGAGCACCUCCAUCACUGGCCUGGACGCGGGGGUGAGCUACCAGGUGUCCCUCCACGCUGAGACCAGCAGGGGGGGUUGUGAGCUGGCCUCCCGCCUGGUCUACUCCAGACAGCAGAAGCCCCUGGCAGGGCCGAGGGCCAGGGUGGUGUCUCGCCAGGCAGGGGAGGUGGUGAUCGCCUGGGAGGAGCUGGCUCUGGAGGAGCAGAGAGGCGUCAUCACACACUACUCCAUCUACCUCCGCGCCCUGGGAGCCCUGCACAUGGACACCGUGCUAUCUGGGGGACCCAGGCAACUCCGGCUUGUCUGUCCCGAGGUCUACGUCUCCAUAUCCGUCUCCGCCUCCACCUCCGCCGGGGAGGGCCCCCCGGGGCCCUUGGUGUCCUCCCAGCCCCCCGCUCCUGCAGUCAGUGUGGUGAUUUGGAUCGUGAGCUCGGCCACCCUUCUCAUGGUCCUCCUGGUGAAUCUUCUCUUCUGCAGAUACAUCAGAAUGAGGGUGAAACACACAUGCAUGACCUUCGGACCAGCCUGUCUGGUGGAAUCUCCCCCCCAGCCGGACAACAGCAACGCGAUCAAGCUGCUCCUGGAGGUGCAGCAGCAGGAGGAGCAGCAGGAGGAGGUGCAGCAGCAGGAGGAGGUGCAGCAGCAGGAGGUGGAGCAGGCGUCGUGGUCCAGACACAGUGACCCUGUGCUGUGCCUCAUCGAGGAGGUGUCCCAGGAGGAGAGGGAGGAGGUGUACCCAGUCAUCCACAUGGAGCACCCCCUCACCCGGCCCAGCCGGGACCCCGGUGGGGGGACGGAGAUCCAGGGAGGACCCACAGAGGGUCUGUCUCCUCAGACAGGCUACAAACCCCAGACCUCCACCCCAGCUCCCCCGCAGGAGCCCGAGGGAGAGGAGGAGGAGGCGAGGGAGGAGAGGCAGGAGGAGGAGAGGAUGAGUGCACCGUGUUGGGAGGGUUCUGUCAGAGACCUUGAGCUGCCUGGAGGACUGCUGGGGGCGUGGCUCUGUGACGUGGCCCUGGGGCUCUCUGCCUCUCCCGUUCAGGCUCAGACUUCCGCGGGGUGUCCCCUCUCCCCCGUCUCUCCCCAGAUGACCAGCCUCUUCCCUGGGGAGGCGUGGCGGGGAGGCGGUGGGUACCAGCCGGGAGCACAGCAGGGGUCUGGAGGUCAGGGUGGAGGUGAGGGUGGAGGUGAGGGUGGAGGUGAGGGUGGGGGGUUGAAGCCUGUGGCUACUUCCCCCAAACAGACGGUCUGA